Cebus imitator (Panamanian white-faced capuchin) is the source of this 5352-nucleotide messenger RNA. It is a transcript of the gene CCN4, whose product is annotated as cellular communication network factor 4. The transcript has 5 exons. Lineage: Eukaryota; Metazoa; Chordata; Mammalia; Primates; Cebidae. Bases 196 to 1299 code for a protein of 367 amino acids. Gene Ontology annotation, biological process: signal transduction; cell adhesion. The record is from RefSeq and is a predicted model, not a curated record. Gene Ontology annotation, cellular component: extracellular region; extracellular matrix. Gene Ontology annotation, molecular function: heparin binding; integrin binding.
AAAGUUUUUUCAGAGGAAAAUGCAGGGUUUGUCCUUCACCCUGACGUCAGAACUUGCUUUAAUAAAACCCCCCAAGGGCUGCGGAAGAGGCAUAUCUGGUGCUCCUGAUGGGCCGGCCAGUCUGGGUCCAGCUCCCCCGAGAGGUGGUCGGAUCCUCUGCUGCUCGGUCGAUGCCUGUGCCACUGACGUCCAGGCAUGAGGUGGUUCCUGCCCUGGACGCUGGCAGCAGUGACAGCAGCAGCCGCCAGCAGCGUCCUGGCCACGGCCUUCUCUCCAACCCUCACGACCAUGGACUUUACCCCAGCUCCACCGGAGGACACCUCCUCACGCCCACAAUUCUGCAAGUGGCCAUGUGAGUGCCCACCAUCCCCACCCCGCUGCCCGCUGGGGGUCAGCCUCAUCACAGACGGCUGUGAAUGCUGUAAGAUGUGUGCUCAGCAGCUUGGGGACAACUGCACGGAGGCUGCCAUCUGUGACCCCCACCGGGGCCUCUACUGUGACUACAGUGGGGACCGCCCGAGGUACGCAAUAGGAGUGUGUGCACAGGUGGUCGGUGUGGGCUGCGUCCUGGACGGGGUGCGCUACAGCAACGGCCAGUCCUUCCAGCCUAACUGCAAGUACAACUGCACGUGCAUCGACGGCGCGGUGGGCUGCACACCGCUCUGCCUCCGCGCGCGCCCCCCGCGCCUCUGGUGCCCCCACCCGCGGCGGGUGAACAUACCCGGCCACUGCUGUGAGCAGUGGGUGUGCGAGGACGACGCCAGGAGGCCGCGCAAGACCGCGCCCCGUGACACAGGAGCCAUCGACGCUGCGGGUGAGGUGGAGCCAUGGCACAGGAAUUGCAUAGCCUACACAAGCUCCUGGAGCCCUUGUUCCACCAGCUGCGGCCUGGGGAUCUCCACUCGGAUUUCCAAUGUUAACGCCCAGUGCUGGCCCGAGCAAGAGAGCCGCCUCUGCAACCUGCGGCCAUGCGAUCUGGACCUCCGUACGCUCGUUAAGGCAGGGAAGAAGUGUCUGGCUGUGUACCAGCCAGAGGCACCCACGAACUUCACCUUGGCGGGCUGUGUCAGCACACGCUCCUAUCGACCCAAGUACUGCGGGGCUUGCACGGACAACAGGUGCUGCAUCCCCUACAAGUCCAAGACCAUCAGCGUGUCCUUCCAGUGUCCUGAUGGGCUUGGCUUUUCCCGCCAGGUCCUAUGGAUUAAUGCCUGCUUCUGCAACCUGACCUGUAGGAAUCCCAAUGACAUCUUUGCUGACUUGGAAUCCUACCCUGACUUCUCAGAAAUUGCCAACUAGGUGGGCACAAAGCUUGGGUCGUGGGGGCUGGCCCAACGCCUGCAAAGCAGUCAGCCAUUGGGGCAAUAACUUCUCAGCAUUGAGCCUUGCUCUGUCAAUUUCCCACUCAUUCCUAGUUACCUUGAUCUGGACCCUUGGCCUCCUUUUCUGUCUCUAACCACCCAAAUGACCCAUGAUGGGGCUGCUAGGCCCAUACUAUGAGUUUUCUCCCUGGCAAUAUUAAGCAUCUACUCUAAAGAAAAACGCCUGUUGCUAGCUGUUCUGGACUACAUCCAGGCCUGAUCCAGCCUUUCCAAAUCACAAGAAGUCCUGCUGGAUCUUGCCUAACUCCCAAGAAAUGGAAUCGGUAGACUUCCAAUAUCACUGAUUUCUUCUUUAGAUGCCAUAUCACAAGACUCUCUGGGCCCAUUCAGAUGGAUAGAUGGGAUUUAGAACAAUAGAAUCAUCUAUUAUUUGGAGACUGCCACGUGGUGCUGUAAUGGGUAAUUCUGCCCUCAGCAAACCCAAACUAUCCGGAUUCCAAAUAUGUGUGCACCCCAAGAUCAUCAAACAUUUGCCAAGUGAGGUGAACAGUUGUUUGGUUUUGAUUUUUAACAGAAAGUUGUAUCCAUUAACAUGAGUACUGUUGAGGUUAACUUUCUCUUCGCCCCUACGCUAUGAGAGGUACAGAUUAGGUUUAUCCCAGUCAGAAAUAAAAUUUGAUAAACAUUCUUAUUGGUGGGAAAAGUCACCAGUUAAUACUUCAGAGACAGGGCAAGGUCAGCCCAUGUCAGGAGGACUGAUUGACCCUCACGCUGAAUCAGCGGCUGACUGGCAGGGCUUUGGGCAGCCGGCCGGGCUCUUCCUUGAAUCUUCUCUCGUGUUCUGCUUGGGGCUCAUAAAAAUUGCUAGGGCCUCUGAACUGGCCUGUCUGGCCCCUGAGAGUGGUGCCCUGAAGCAUUCUUCUACUCUUACAGAGCCUUGGGAAGCCCAGCUGCAGACCAUGCCAGACCCACUGAAAUGACCAAGACAAGUUCAAGUUGGGGUGUGGGUCAAACUAAGAAGUGAGUCUACUUGGUAGCAGCCUGGGUGGCCUCCAGAGCUGGAGGCUAUGGGACUCCAGUGGUCCCCGUGCUCAGGACACAUCUAUUACAGAGACUCAUUUCACAGCCUUCGGUUCUGCUGACCAAAUGGCCGGUUUUCUGGUAUGAAGACAGAGGUUUACCAGUUGUUUAGAAACAGAAAUAGACUGAACAAGGGUUUAAAGCUGGUUAGGUUGAAGCUAAAAGGCAAAGGCUAUUGUUAAUGGAAAUCAGGCUAUUAUUUAUUUUGUUAGUAAAAUAUAAUAUUUACUAUUAUAACUCUUUUAUUUAGGAUCUUUUCUGUGCCAUUGUUCUCAGUGCUUUGUGUAUAUUAGCUCACUGAAUCUUCACAACAAUGUUGAGAAGUUCCCAUUAUUAUUGCUGUUUUUACAAAUGUGAAACGGAAGCUCAGAGAGGCGAGAAGGCUUGCCCAGAGUCACCCAGUUGGUGAGUGGGAAAGUUAGUAUUCAGAUAGAAAUUGGACUGUCUUUAUAACCCAUAUUUCGCCCCCUUUUUAAAAGAGUUUCCAAAUGUGUCAGAAUAGGAACACAUCUUGGAAUAAAUGGCUUGAUUUUUCAUUGCCAUUUUUUCCUCUUAUUGUCUUUCCAGCUCCUUUCCAAAAGAUAAGAGUAUCUGAUUUUCUGACAAUUUAGGUGCUUAGGCAUCCAAACAUAUGGAACAGAUAAAAAUCCACGAAUCCUCUAUAGCUUAUCUCCUCUUUCCAAUCAGAACCAGUUCUCAUCACACAUUUAAAUGAUGAUUCUGUUUACCCAAUGCUGCAUGUUGAAUGUUGUGUAAUUAUUCACAGGGAAUUAUGUGCAGUGUGCAGAGAGAUUCCUAAACAGGAAAAGGACUGGGAAUACGUUCUCCUUACUGUGACCUCUGCAAAGCCUAGUCCAGUGCAAGAUAUACAGUGGUGCUCAUUAAAUACUUGAUGAAUACAGGAAGCCAUGCAUGUGUUCCUACUUUUAUUCAGAAGCUCUCUUCUUCCAAAGCUAAAUGAAAAUGUAAUUUUAGUAGUCAAAAUUUUCUAUUAAGUGCCAUAGCAAAAAAGACAUUUAAUAUUUUAAAGAAAUGUGUAUGUAUAUAUAUAUAUAUAUAUAUAUAUAUAUACAUAUAUUUGUCUAUACAUAUGCAAGAAUUCUUGUAUAAAGAGAAUUCACCCCAUGAAUGAUCUCUUCUGUAAGUCAGUGUGGAUCAUAUUAGAUUUUCUUAGAGUGAAAACACCUACUGUCUACAAAUUACAAGGCUAGAUGACAGCUCACUCCAUUUGAAAUUCAGUGGAAAUGCAAAAGCUAGGUUCUGACUGAAUUUUCAUCUCAAUUUGGGAAACUGAAAUUAGCUUUCAAAGAUCAUAGGAAGCCUGGUUGGAGAAACUAGGGAUUAUUCUUGGCAAUGGGUAGGAGAAGGUGGCCAGAGUCACUCAGGCACCACUAGUUUUGAGAAAUGGAAAUAUCUUAUGCAGAGCCCAGAGGCCAAGUCUCAGACUCAUGGGUUGAAGCCAUGGAGAAGGAAAUUUGGAUCCAAUUUAACGAAGUCCUAGAAAGAACAGUCAGAAUUUCCCUGCAAUGGUGUGGCCUGAUUCAAUAAAAAUUUAUAAUAAUAAAUAUAAUAGAAAAAUCUUCAUUGAUUGUUUAUUUGGUGCCAAGCACUAUGCAAAGUUCUUCAUUACCUUAUUUAAUUAUGACAGAAAUUUUGAGUAUGUGUCUCUUCACCAUUUUAUAAAUGGUGACUUUUAAAUCUGAGACUCAGAUGUUCCAAAAAGUCAGCCACCAAAAAGUUAGAGCCCAAACAUUAGCUUGUUCUACCAGCCCCUGCUCUUUCAGAGGCCUCUAGAAAAGACCUGAAUGCCUCCUAUUGGAGAAUCACAUCUACAAGGGCUUCAGAUAGACCAAGUAGAUCAUCACCUCUCUGGUCCCUUGUUAACUAUAUGUUCUGAGACAGAGGCAAGGUACACUAAGGGUUAUCCUUUGCUGAGGAAAUUUACAUGAGUACUUAGAGUGAAUUAUGCAGGUGUGCUUAGGUGUGGGAAAGGGAGGGAGACCUGAAUUCACCAACGUAAAUUGUGCUAAACCUUAUUAUAAACAUUUGACAAAUUCUUAGCUCACACCAAGCCUUGUGGAAGGUGCUUUUCUGCCAUAUCUCAUUUAAUCCUUACAGCAAACCUAAAGAACAUGGCAUAUCAUCUGAGUCUCAGAAGUUUAGUAGUUUCCUCAAGGUCUUACCAGCCAGUGAACAGCAGACCCAGACUGGAAACUCAGGAUGGUCUGAAACCUGAGCCGUCUCUUCUGGUAAUAUGCCUGUUCUGUCCUCCAAAUCAAAAGGCAUGAUUUUAUAGGAGGCAUUAUACUGACAAUAGCUGUGAUUUUAACUUUGAAAAUGAUUCAGAGAGUGAUCAAAGAAAGUGGAUUCAAAUGAUAUGAUUAUCUAUAAUCUUGCUAGCUUUGUACUGUGUGUCCACAGAAAUUACGGGGAAGUGAUUCAACUCCAAUUAUGUUGAACUAUGUCACUGCUUUUUACAAACUUGUCUUGAUGCAAAGCAGCCACAGUGAUAACCCUGCAUAUCUGGAAAUCCUAACAGUCAACUAUGUAUCUCUGCGUGUGUAUAUAUAUAUAUAUAUAUGUAUGUAUGUAUCUGUUUUCAAACUGUGAUUUCAUAUUUAAAUAUUCCUACUGCCAUUUUUGUAACUAAAAAAACUACACAUGAGGAAAUGUCUUAGAAUUUUCCAAUAGAAGAAAAAUAACACUUGGGUAAUCUGUCAUGUUUUACAAUAGUCUUCAUUUUUCUCAUGAUUUGUGUAGCGUGGAACGUGUUUGCUUAGUAUGAAGGGUUCUCAUUGCUCAGUUUCUCUGUUUUAAGAUUUUUCUCCUUAAGGUAAUAAACCAUCAGCAAAGUCACUUACUGGAUUCAGUGGCUUCUCUUGUACAUGCAGCUGUUAUGAGGCAAUGAUGGAGCAUCGAGCACGUUCAAUAAAUGUGCAGAUGGUGGAAA